Teleopsis dalmanni is the source of this 2036-nucleotide messenger RNA. RefSeq names its product gamma-taxilin-like. Lineage: Eukaryota; Metazoa; Arthropoda; Insecta; Diptera; Diopsidae. The record is from RefSeq and is a predicted model, not a curated record. Gene Ontology annotation, molecular function: syntaxin binding. Bases 340 to 1992 code for a protein of 550 amino acids. The transcript has 6 exons.
UACUCGAAAAGUGUACACGAAUUUAUUUUUAAAAGUAUAAAAGAGCAAACGAGAGCGGAAAAAAUACAUCUUAAAUAGCUUUACCAUAUUAAGAUUUUGGUUAACAAUAUUCUCUCAAAUUGUGUCAUUUUUGAAUAUCAAAAUUACCUAGUUUUCGAACAUUGUGUUUCAAACAGUUGACAGAUAACAGCUGAUUAUUGAACAAACACAUUUUGAAAACAUGAAUUUUAUCCAUAUUAGGCAGCGCAACUUUUUUAUUUAAAGCGGCAGCAUUUUAUUUUACAUUGAAAAUAAAACAUACUAAAUUUAUAAAAGGUAUAAAUUUAAAUUAUCUUAGUUAUGGAUAAAAGCGCGAAAAGUAAAAGAGAGGCGAGGGAGGAAAAGCAAAAGGACUUAAAAUUUGAAGAACAGAUUUUAAAAUCAUUAGAAGAAACUACAACAUCUGAGCAAAAAUUUGAGCUGUUGUUAAAAAAGUAUAUAGAAUCGGACCGCGAAAGCCGGCGUAUCAAGCAGGAUUUGAAAGAAAAAACAAGAAACUUAGAAGUAGUGCAACGGGAAAAAGAAAAUCUUCAACGAGAGCACAACAAAAAUGUCCUUAUGAAAGACAAAUUACAAGAAGUUUGCAGAGAGCAGCAAAAAUUAAUUAAAUCAGUUAAAAAUGAAAGUUUACAAAAAAUACGUGAUGAAGAGGAACGACGUAAGGAAACACAAUUAAAAUUUCAAUCUUCUCUGAACGAAAUAACACAAUCACUUUCAAAAAAUAAUGAAGAGAAUCUGAAGUUAAGAGAUCAUAAUGUCGAAAUGACACAGAAACUAAAAUUUUUGGCUGAUCAAUAUCGCACACGAGAGUUACAAAUGGAGAAAUUAAACGAGCAGGUACAACUAGAAUCUCAAUUACAUCAAGCAAAACUUAAUAAAGUUGAAGUAGCAUCAGCUAUGGAAAAGGAAAUAUUAAUCAAAGAAAAACAAAUUGCUUUAGAAAAACUACUUCAAACGCAAACAGCUUUGAAGGAACUAGCAGAACGAGAAACUGCGUUAAAAGAACAACUAAAUCUAUAUACUGCCAAAUAUGAUGACUUCCAAAGUUCCUUAAAAAAAUCCAAUGAUGUUUUUACAACCUACAAAAUAGAAUUAGAAAAGAUGUCCAAGAAUACCAAAAAACUGGAAAAAGAAUCAUUGGAAUGGAAACAUAAAUGGGAAAAGAGUAACGCUACACUCAUUGAGCUUGCUACUGAAAAGCAAGAGCGUGAUGAUCAUGCUAAACGUUGUAAUAAACAAGUGGAACAACUACAAAAACUAUUACGUGCACUACAGCACGAACGAACCCACCUUUAUAAUUCUUUACGAGAUAAUAAUAUUGAAUUACCAGUACUACCGCCACUACCACUAGAACCGGCACCGAUACAGACAACGCCAAUAACUAGUGUAACUGAUAAGGACAAAAUGGAAGUAAUGACAAAAUAUUGUGAUGAAUUGAAACAAACGCUGGCUAGCUUACAGAAUCAAAUUAAAGAAAUUAACAUACAAAAGAGUGCCGAGGAAUCUAAAUUGCAACUACUAAGUGAAGCACAUACCAAACAACAGAAGCAGCCUAAUGAUGAGUCCAAAAAAAGCAAGAGCAAAAAGAAAAGCAAAGCAAAAAAGAAGAAAGCUAUUGAGAAAGAAUCAACACCUGAUUCUGUUUCGUCUUUAAACAAAAAUGCAAAUGAGGACGAUGAUGAUUUAGUUAACGUUGGUGAUGAAAAUGAUGAUGAUGAUAUUGCAGCUGAAGUUAAACGUAUGCAGUUAAAUGCAAAAGAAAUUAUGGAUUCAGCAAUUGAUGCAGCAGUCGCUUCAAUGACAGACGCUUUAGUUGCAAAUGUGGAAAAAAUUAUUCUUAGCGAUGAUAACCUUCAGAUUGUCGAUGAGACCUUGCUGCAAAACUGUGAAGCCGAGAACAGUAAUACUGAAGAAACUGCCACUAAUUUUAUUGCAGACACAGUGCCAAAUUAAUAUAGCAUUUUCUAUUCGAAAAAUACAUAAUCAUAUACAACACA